AUGAAUGUUAAGCAGUCACAGCAGCAACAAUGCAACUACUCGACUGGUUACCAACAGUUAUCUUCAUACAGAAUGUUCAGCAACAACAACAUUCAACAGCUACAGCAACAGAAGCAACAACAACAAGCACUGCAAUCAUUCUCUUCAAUGUCUUACCGUUUCUACUCAUCAGGAAACUACCCAUCUCAUCAGAAGCUUGAUAUGCCAGCUCUGUCACCAACAAUGACUGAGGGAAAUAUUGCAAAGUGGAGAAAGAAUGAGGGAGAUCAGAUCAAGGUUGGCGAUAUUCUUGCAGAGAUUGAGACUGAUAAGGCUACAAUGGACUUUGAGGCCACUGAGAAUGGAUACCUUGCCAAGAUCAUCUCACCAGAUGGAGCAAAGGGUGUCCCUGUCAACAAUACUAUAGCCAUUAUCUGUUCAAAGAAGGAUGAUGUUGCCAAGUUCAAGGACUACAAGUUGGGUGCUGCCGCUGCUGCUCCAGCCGCUGCCGCUGCCCCAGCCCCCGCCGCCGCCGCUGCUCCAGCUGCUGCCAAACCAGCUCCAGCUCCAGCCGCUGCCGCUCCAAGCAACUAUCCAAAGCACUUGGUUGUUGGAAUGCCAGCUUUGUCCCCAAGUAUGGAGACUGGUGGUCUCGCCAAGUGGAGAAAGAAUGAGGGCGAUCAGAUUAAGGUUGGCGAUGUCAUUGCUGAGGUUGAGACUGAUAAGGCUACAAUGGACUUUGAGUGUCAGGACUCUGGCUACUUGGCCAAGAUCUUGGUUCCAGCUGGAAAGUCUGGAAUCGCCAUCAACGAACCAGUAUGCAUUAUAGUUAGCAAGAAGGAUGACGUUGCUAAGUUCAAGGAUUACACUGCUGCUGCUGCUGCUGCUCCAGCCGCCGCUGCCCCAGCCGCUGCCCCAGCUGCCGCCGCUGCUGCUCCAUCAGCUGCAACUUCAGCUCCACAACAACAGUCAGCCGCCCCUCAGAAGUCUGAGGGUGGACGUGUAUUCGCAUCACCUGCAGCUAGAUCCGCUGCCAAGGAGAAGGGAGUCGAUGUCAGUGGCGUCCCAGGCACCGGACCAAACAGCCGUGUGCUCAAGGCCGACGUACUCGAGUAUGAGGCACCAAAGGUUGUCGAGCAGGCCACCGCCGCGCCAUCCAGAGGCGCUGCCGCUGUUGUCGAGUCAGAUGGAGGAUACACCGACAUUCCACACUCCAACAUUCGCAAGGUCACCGCCGCCCGUUUGUCCGAGUCCAAGCAGACCAUCCCACAUUACUACCUCACCAUGGAGUGCCGUGUUGACAAGCUUCUCAAGAUUCGCACUGAGUUGAACGCUCAAGCUGAUGGAAAAUACAAGCUCUCUGUCAACGACUUUAUCAUAAAGGCAGCCUCUGCAGCACUGAGAGACGUGCCAACUGUCAACAGCACUUGGAUGUCCACUGUUGUCAGACAAUUCCACAAUGUCGAUAUCAAUGUGGCCGUCAACACUGACAUUGGUCUGUUCACUCCACUGGUUCGCGACAGUGACAAGAAGGGCCUGGCCACCAUUGCCAACCAGGUCAGAGAGAUGGCCGAGAAGGCCAAGAAGGGCAAGUUGCAGCCACACGAGUUCCAGUCAGGCACAUUCACCAUCUCCAACCUGGGCAUGUUUGGAAUCAAGAGCUUCUCAGCCGUGAUCAACCCACCACAGGCUGCCAUCCUGGCCGUUGGCACAACAGAGUCGCGAUUGGUUCCAAUUGAGAAGCCCAAGGAGGGCGAGCUGCCAUACGAGACUGCCACCAUCUUGUCCGUUACCCUUAGCUGUGAUCACCGUGUCAUCGAUGGUGCCAUUGGUGCUGAGUGGUUGCAACGCUUCAAGGACUACAUCGAGAACCCAUUGAAGCUUCUCCUUUAA
This is a messenger RNA of Acytostelium subglobosum LB1, 1872 nucleotides long. RefSeq lists its product as hypothetical. NCBI's taxonomy places the organism in Eukaryota, Evosea, Eumycetozoa, Acytosteliales, Acytosteliaceae. Gene Ontology annotation, cellular component: pyruvate dehydrogenase complex. The record is from RefSeq and is a predicted model, not a curated record. Gene Ontology annotation, molecular function: dihydrolipoyllysine-residue acetyltransferase activity. Bases 1 to 1872 code for a protein of 623 amino acids. Gene Ontology annotation, biological process: pyruvate decarboxylation to acetyl-CoA. The transcript is spliced from 5 exons.